AUGCACAAGCGUGAAAGAAGUAAAUCAUCAGGGAUGCGCGCUUUGGUGCGUCAGAUGGCCGAGUCUAAUAAGGCCAUGACUGAGGUUGUGCAAUUGCUAGUGGAAGCACGAGCUGCUACUAUUAGCACAAGCAAAGUAGCUAUCACUGAAGUUGCUGCUAUGCAUAAAGCAAUUGACACGAAAAAGCCGCCUAAGUAUGAUGGAAAAGGCGACCCCAUGCAGAUGGAGAAUUGGAUUAGAGAGUUUGACAAGAUCUUCGUCACUCUCCAGGUCCCUGAAGAGAUGAGAGUAGACUCUACAGCCUACCAUCUCACCGAAGAUGCUGAUAUCUGGUGGACCAACAACAAAGAUAAUUUUACCACCAAAGUCACAUACGAUGAGGAUGGUUUCGAGGAGGUGGAGACAAAGAAAUUUGGUUGGAAAGAGUUCAAGAAAGCGCUACGCGCUGAGUUCUUCCCACCUCAUAUGAGGAAAAGGAAGAGAUCUAAGUUUGAAAAGCUGGAGUAA
Beta vulgaris subsp. vulgaris (sugar beet) is the source of this 507-nucleotide messenger RNA. RefSeq lists its product as uncharacterized. Bases 1 to 507 code for a protein of 168 amino acids. Lineage: Eukaryota; Viridiplantae; Streptophyta; Magnoliopsida; Caryophyllales; Amaranthaceae. The record is from RefSeq and is a predicted model, not a curated record. The transcript has a single exon.